UUUCAGUGAUGGAUGAUUUCUCCGACUCUUUCAGGUUUGAGGAAGGUGUGGAGAGGAUCGAAGCAUCAUCCGGAAUGUCAUGUUUAUCUUUGAGGACCACCAUCCUUUCCUUGUCCACACUAAAGAAACAAAAUGAUUGCUUUGUGGUACCCUCUUUAAUUGGGAAGUUUGGUUGAGGCCACCAAUCAUCAGAUACGAGCAGUGGAAGUGCAAGCAAGAAAAGCGCUUCUUGUCCAGACUUGGGUACGAUUUCUUCUCUAUGUCGAGUUAAACUCCUUCUUCUGCAACCCGAAAAAGCAGAGAAUUUGAGUCACCAAAAUAAUAUCCAUCUCUCAAAGGACGAUGGAUUGGGUCAUUUUCCGGACUCGAUAAACAGUGCCGUAGAUAAUGCACAUUGAGAACGCUCAGCUGCACCACACAUGCCUUCUUCGUGUGACUUGUGACGUUCCAACCACCGGAAGCAGCACUCGCGAAGUUAAGGGUGCUUUAAACAUGGCUAUGAAUCGUGCGAGGGUAGAUAUAAGAAAAGCUUUGUUCUUGAUCAUAGUCAUUGUGUUGGUGGCCCGUCAACUGCAUCUAUAUAGGGAGCCGCUUGGUAUCCGCUUCUCCCCCAGCUUGGGAUCUCAAAACUUUCGAGAGAUGGCAGAGAUCGCCACGGUAAUUAUCAAGGUUGACUUGCACUGCCGCACCUGCUCCAAGAAGAUCAAGAAAGCACUGUGCAAGCUCCAAAACCGGUUCAACAUCCAAUCAAUCGUCUACGACGAGAAGAACAACACCGUCACAGUAUCCGGCCCCUUCAACCCUGAGUGCUUCAUCAAGAAGCUUCGCUGCCUCGCCUGCAAGGUGAUCAAAGACGUCCAGAUCAAGCCGAAACCCCCACCUCCUCCUCCUCCCAAGGCCCAACCACCAAAGCCCGAACCGCCGCCGCCGCCAAAGCCCGAAAAACCGCCGCCGCCGCCGCCUGAGGUGGUGGUGAAGCUACCCGUGUGUGUUUUCCCGCCCCCGGGGUGGCCCGUCUGCUGCUACCAACCGUGCCCCUGCUUCGAGCCAAGAAACGGAUGCCGCCGCUGCUGCACCUGCGGCUGGAUCUGCGACGUCCCGUCGCUGCCACAACCGAGGCCCAAGCCAGUCCCGUUGCCGGAGGCCGGGGUGAGGCCGCCCGUGUGUUUUUUCCCGCCCCUGGGGUGGCCCAACUGCUGCCGCCAACCGUGCCCCUGCUUCGAGCCACUCAACGGGUGCCGCCGCUGCUGCUCCUGCGGCUGGGUCUGCAACGGCGCCCCGCCGUCCGCCGCCUGCCGUCCCGGUUGCGAGGUUGACGGCUGCAAGAUCAUCGUCGAGCAGGAGCCUUGUCAGUCCUGCUCUAUUAUGUAAUUUACUAUACGUACCGUUAUUCUCGUUGCAUGAUGUUAUUGCGUAACAGUGAUAGUUAACGGAUAAGAACGUGGACUGAGGUAAACGUCACGUGACUUCCUCUGUCAGUAAUGUACGUAAUAUAAUAUGUGAUGAUAUAUUUUAUGCUGUUA
This is a messenger RNA of Musa acuminata AAA Group (dessert banana), 1523 nucleotides long. Its product is annotated as protein PYRICULARIA ORYZAE RESISTANCE 21-like. The transcript is spliced from 5 exons. The record is from RefSeq and is a predicted model, not a curated record. Bases 388 to 1371 code for a protein of 327 amino acids. Lineage: Eukaryota; Viridiplantae; Streptophyta; Magnoliopsida; Zingiberales; Musaceae. Gene Ontology annotation, molecular function: metal ion binding. Gene Ontology annotation, biological process: regulation of defense response to fungus.